AUGGCUCUUCCUAUCCCAACAAACUUGCCUCGACAAGAGGAUGUAAUCUCUAAAAUAUUGGCUAAGCUGGAUGGAGCUACUUACGAAUCCUUAAAUGCGUCCAUCGUUGUAUCUUGGCGUGUCGAAUUGGAUGAAGCCAUACGCUUGAACGAGAAACAACUUCACGACCGCAUUCACGGAGACGCUGUUGAAUUUGAGCAGCAGCUAACCUCUGCGAAAGAAAUACAGGUGGGGUUGCAGUCACUGUCUGAGAAUAUUGACAGCUUGGACAAGUCAGUUUCGGACCCCGAGUCUGGGAUAAUUCCUGUCCUUAUUCGGAAUUUGACCGCACACCAAACCUUGGCACAAGAGUCCCUGAAUGCAGAUACCCUUUACCGCUCGCUGUUGCACCUCUCUGACUGCAGAACGGAAUUACUGUCACUACAGUCUUUGGUUGAUGAAGGGAAUCUACCUCGUGCUGCUAAAUCCUGCGAAGCCUUACAACACCUUUUGGACACCGCACCAUCACCCUUAGACAAGGCCAAAAUAUUCCAAGUGAUAAAGUUUGUCAUCCGCCCUUCGAUACAUGCGCCUCAAUCGAACAUAUCUUAUAGCCUCUCUGAUGUCUUUGCAUCAUUGUCAGCGAACUCCGCCAUAUCUCAUCUCACAACAUUGCGACGCGACGUACUUGCACAUUACAUUGAUUACACACUCAGUCAGCCUACAUCAGUGACAGUAAAGACGGAAAUUGAGUUUACGGGGACAUCCUUCCACAAGCUUUCCCAUGUUCCUUCUCCACCAAAUACUGAAAACCUAUUGACGCGUCUGGAUAACCUUGCAGCUGUCCUUGACUUUUUGAAGCAAUACUUGCUACCUUCUUUACCAAUCUCUCAGAAGGAAAGCUUCCCGAAGUCCCUAUGCAAACCCAUGGGGAGUGCCAUAUUAACCCAUUUACUGGAACCAUCUUUGCCAUCCUCUUUGCAUCUUCUUCCUCCAUUUUUGAAUCUUACCAAGAAAGCCGUGAGGUUCGAAGAAGAUCACAUCGUCGGUGUGCUAGGUGGUGCCAGCAACAAUAGAGACAUCAAGUCUUGGGUAGAUGGCGUUAGCGGACAUUAUGAGAGGCAGCGACGACUCAGUAUUUUGGAGGCUGCCCGUACUAUCAUUGUUGAAAUCGAUGAAACAUCGUCGACGUUUCAUGCUGAAACGAUAUCUGCUCAAGAAGUAAACGAUGAAAUCUCCCAGAUACCCGCUACUAGUGAUACCGAGGGUGGCGACGCGUGGAACCUCGACGAUGAUAAAAAAUCUACAGGCAACGCUUCAUCAAUACAAGACGAAAGUGGAUGGAGUUUUGAAGACGACGUGAUAGGAGUUGAGCCCGAGUCUACUGAUGGAUCUAAUGUGCCCCCACCACAGUCGACCAAGGUGCAAUCCACUGAUGACGUAGAUCCUGGAGAUGCCUGGGGUUGGAAUGAUGACGAGGAACCUUUGGUUGACGACGAGAAUGCAGAAGAGACUGUCUGGGAUGAUCCUUGGUCUGAUGCACCCAGUGAAAUAUCUGUACCCGCACGUCCACCCGCCGCUCCUUCAAUAACGUCGGUACCCACAGAAACUGUUACACGCCCUGAUAAUUUUGCAGCAAUGAACAGCCAUAGCAGUUCGGCGGCAUCGGGCUUAGAAGUGCGACAAGCGGUAGAUUCUCGACACACUCGAUCGGGAUCGCGAUCAGCCAUCAAAGAGGUGUAUCUUGUCUCAAGUCGUACUAGAAGCAUCAUCCGGAUUGUCGAAAAUGCUCUGCAAGAGGGCAAAGAGCUCAUUUCCUCAGGGAUAUUCUCUUACUCUCCAACGUCUACUUCGUUGCCUGGUACCCUUAUUCUCCAGUCCGCCAUUCAAGUGUUGAAUCUGUUCCGGGCCUUAUAUACUGUCACAUUUUCCCCUCGGCUGGCUCAAUCGGAACAGUCAAUGUUGUUUUCUAAUGAUUGUUUCUACCUGAGCGAGGAGAUCGCUAGAAUAGCAACGUAUGAACGAGGUCUCCUUACCGUUAAGGAAGAAUUGGUGGAGUGCAGAGACACUAUGAAACUCCUAUCUGAUAGUUGGUUUCAUGACAGCAUUGACCAAUGCAAGCGUUCUAUCGAAGUGAUCUUGUCGAAAGCAGAAGGUUUCACGGAGACUGCGGAUCAGGAUAGGUUUGACGAAUGUGAGGGUGCCAUUACGCAACCCGUUCUAGCUAAAAGCAAGUUUUAUAUGGCCCUUGGUUAUGCUGUGGAAUCCGCUUUGUCGAAUAUUUUGGAUGAUAUACUCGCUCUUCCUGAUAUCCCCGAAGUAGAGUCGCACAGGCUUAGCGAAUUGUGUAAGAUCUUGAAUUCUUUGGAAGGGCUUUUCGUUGAGGAUACCAGUCUGUCAUCGUUCGUUGUCUCGUAUGUCUCGUCGUGGUUGAAGUUUUCGUAUCUUUCUGAGUUGCUGGAGGCGUCUAUGGCUGACAUUACAUAUCUAUUCGAGGAAGGGGCGUUGGUGGACUUUGAGGUCGACGAACUAGUAAAACUUGUCCGAGCUUUGUUUGCGGACACUCCACUACGAACUACUACUGUGAAUAAGAUCUUAGGCGGGCAUCCUGUCCGUCAGUGA
Molecule: messenger RNA, 2601 nt
Organism: Serpula lacrymans var. lacrymans S7.9
Lineage: Eukaryota; Fungi; Basidiomycota; Agaricomycetes; Boletales; Serpulaceae
Exons: 9
Coding region: 1-2601 (866 amino acids)
Biological process (GO): mitotic spindle assembly checkpoint signaling; endoplasmic reticulum to Golgi vesicle-mediated transport
Cellular component (GO): RZZ complex
Source: RefSeq, a predicted model, not a curated record